Molecule: messenger RNA, 273 nt
Organism: Gongylonema pulchrum
Lineage: Eukaryota; Metazoa; Nematoda; Chromadorea; Rhabditida; Gongylonematidae
Source: the annotation of a GenBank genome assembly
AUGGCUGCGGUGAUCAAUGCAAGACCAGGAUCGUCCGCUCAGAGUAGCAUGGGCUCCGGAAAGCCAGUGCUGCUGCACAAAAUCGAAGGUCAGGUAUCGCGGAUCAAUGCGGUUUAUCUGCUUGCUGCUGAGGAGGGGCUGAUAACGGCAAGUGAUGAUCGUUCGGUUCGUGUCUACCUGAAACGUGAAAAUGGCCAGUUCUGGCCAUCAAUCCAUCAUUUCUUGCCUUUCGCUCCCUCCGCCAUGUAUUUCGAUGAGAAAAAUCUGAGGUAA